This is a messenger RNA of Phragmites australis (common reed), 2447 nucleotides long. RefSeq lists its product as uncharacterized. Gene Ontology annotation, cellular component: nucleus. Gene Ontology annotation, molecular function: DNA binding. Bases 1158 to 2087 code for a protein of 309 amino acids. The record is from RefSeq and is a predicted model, not a curated record. The transcript is spliced from 15 exons. Gene Ontology annotation, biological process: DNA replication; DNA recombination; DNA repair. NCBI's taxonomy places the organism in Eukaryota, Viridiplantae, Streptophyta, Magnoliopsida, Poales, Poaceae.
UACGGUCUAAGAGCGCGCUUCACAGAAGACGAAGUAUGUUGUUUGAUCAUCGAAUUUCCUAUUUUUAGAACGGAACGAAUUCACAUUGCACGUAUACAUAACGGAGUGCUAUUGAUCAAUAGGUGACCUUGCGCAGCACGCUGCAUAUCACUGCCCCUUAAUUUUGAACCCAGCUGAAUGCCGUCGUAAACGGCGAAGAUUACUAGAUCAACAAAGACUCGCUAUAACAGGUCCAUUAAAUAACAAUGCACCAUCGUUAGAAUGUGGACGGUUCAGCCAAGAUUAUAUUGACGCGUUAAAAGAGUUGAAAGAUGGCAUUUGACUUGCUGCCCACACUCCACCCAAAAUCAAAGCACUGGAUAAUUUGUGUGCGUGUUUCGCGCAAAUGGGAAUACCGUGGUGGUACUGACGAUGGACCAAUAUCUCAUGUAGAUCUUGUUUUUGUCGAUGAAAAGGGAGAUGCCAUGUAUGCUGAAAUACCAAACUCUGAGGUAGACAGUAAAAGCUCUUUAGUUCAAGAAGGUGCCAUCUACAUAAUCAGCCGUUUUAGAGUAUCAAAGGCUAAGUCUCUAUAUAGGCCAGUUGAUGCACCUUACAUGAUUGAACUUACUUGCUAUACCAAAAUAACUCCAGCAAAAGACAUUGCAGCAACCUUUCCAGCAUAUGCUUAUAAGCUCACACCUUUUCUUGAGCUUCCAAAAUACACAGGCGAAAAUAGACACUUCUUAGAUGUGCUUGGCAUCAUAACAGAAGUUUCUGACACAACCUCCCUGCAACUUCCAAACUAGCCAACUGCUACUAUCAGCAGAAAUGUAAUCCUCAAAGACCUCAGAAAUAUUCAAGUUAAGCUGACCCUAUGGGGCCAACGAGCUAUUGAAUUCAGUAUCAAUGAAAUUUACAUUGAAGAAGAACGCAAGCCAAUUGUUGUUCUCAUUGUUGGCAACCUUAUGAAAAGUUUCGCAGGUGAAGAAUACUUGAGUGGGAACGCUGCAUGCCGCUGGUACUUCAAUCCCAUAAUACCAGAGACUGAGGAGUUUUAUAAGAGCAUUCACAACCAGCAAAUAACAAUCAAGCGUACCAUUGCUCCUCCACAUCAAUCAGCACCACAACAACAGCCACUGUAGCUUGAAGAUAAGAGCCUCCAUGAUUUAGACAACAUGGAUCCAUACGAUUUCCCACCAUGUGGAUACCGCUGCACUGUUACUAUUGUGCGCCUAAUCUUAGACACACCAUGGUGGUUCCCAUCAUGUAAUAGAUGCAGUCGGACCUGUAUACCGAAUGGCGACGGUUACAAAUGCAACACAUGCUCCUGCACUGGCUACCGCUUCAAAUACAAGUUAUGUUUCAUUGCAAAUGAUGGAACCGCUGAAAGUGAAAUGAUAGCUUUCGGUGAAGUUGCUCGUCGUAUUGUUGGUAAACCUGUCCAGCAGGUCUUUAGAGCAUCAAGAUUUGCAAAUGACGCACCACCUGACAUUGCAGCUACAGUCUCCUUAAAGUUCACAUUUGCAAUUACCUUGACAGAGCAUAGCUACUAUACCCCACAAAAAACAUAUCAAGUCACCUCUGUCAUCACUUCUUAUGGAAGACAGCACGCACUUCCAAACAUAAGCUGCAAUCAGCCCAAGAACCCACCAGCCUCUCAGACAUCCCAGCCAACCUUUCAGCCACACAACUAUCCUCCCAAUGUACAUCCCAGUUUACCUGAUGCUACUUUCUCACCUGGCGUGAAGACCAGUGCAUCUUCUUCACAGUCAGCAGUUCAGAAAACAGUCACACAAAGCAUGGCAAUAGACAAUACUCCCCCUCCUUCACUAGAACAUGAUGAAUCCCCAUUGAAGAGAACAACCCCUCUGGAUGCCACAGAUCCACUUAUACAUCCAGCUACUCGGAAAAGACUAUUCGAAGAUGCAACUUCUUCUAAAAAGGACACUGAACACCAAAAAAACAGCCACAGUGAAACAACCACAGACCCAUCUGAUCCAUUGCCUCACCUAGCAAGUCAAAGAAGUACUUUGCAGCACAUGACACCUGGCACCACGAAAUCAUCAAAAUCGAAGACCACCCAUGUUCCAAAAAACAACCAGUGAAGCUAACCAGACCGGUGGACACAUCUGACCUUUGCCUUUUGCUACAAGAACAGACCUGCUUUCGUUAUUUUGCCUUUUGUUUAUCUUGUUUUCUUUCUUUGCUUCUGUGAAGUUGCUUUUACACCUAGGUUAGCUCACGUCUUAGCUAACAAUGCCACCAGAUAGGAAUGCCACUGAUCCCAAUCAGCAAAACUAUUAACUAAGUAUCCCAGGAGAUGAUAUUGCGAGUAAUCCUCCUAUGAUACACUGAUGUAAAAUAAUAAACCAGUGAUGCUAUGUAGCAUACUCAACUUAGCUAGCCAGUUAAACACUAUCAUUAUCCCUUCUUUUUUAUCGUCCCUCUCCCCCUCUGCAUCCUGA